This is a messenger RNA of Sphaeroforma arctica JP610, 2142 nucleotides long. RefSeq lists its product as hypothetical. The transcript is spliced from 3 exons. Lineage: Eukaryota; Ichthyosporea; Ichthyophonida. The record is from RefSeq and is a predicted model, not a curated record. Bases 414 to 1448 code for a protein of 344 amino acids.
GUAUAAUUUAAAUGAGGUUUGCACGUAAACAUCUCCCACCUAUUGCUACACACUUGCCUUAUAACUAUAUAUGAGCAUAUAUAGGUAUACAGUGUGAAUGAGAGUAGCCCAUACUUACGAUAUGGAUAUAUAUACACACACAAUACGGAGGUACCGAUAAUCGAGCUGACCAAACGCUCUCCUCUGUUUGGUUUGCCAAGUCUGAUAACUUCAAUGAUGUGGAUGACCCUCACAUACGCAUAAUAGUUCCUUUAUAUAUUAUUCAACCAUUCCAUAACAUCAAGUCGGCGCACCCGGAUCUACCCAGUCAAAAGCAUUGUGGGCAUACGAACAAAGGGUCUAACAAUACGAAGUAAACAUAUCAUUUGUCUAAGAUUACAUAACCUGACGUACUCAGUCAGAAGCUGAUCAACAUGGACGUGGAUGAUUGUGUUGUUAUCUCGUCGGACGACGAAAUCAAAGAUUCCCGAGAAGUUAACAAUCUUACUGGUGUUGCCUAUCCUUCUGCUUGUGCUAUCCUAGUUCCUACAACAGUCGAAUGCAUAAGUUUGAUCAGCUCUGAUGACGAAACGCAAGCACCACGUCUAAGGAAACCUCGUGGCACCAAGGGCAAAAGGAACAGAACGCCCAUCAGUAUAAACAGCCAGAGUUCAGAGGAGAAUGUGGACUUGCCCGACCAAAAACCUAGUUUAACCCCUACACUGGCUAAACCUGCGCGAAUCCCUAGUUUAAGGAAGGACCAUGAGAACGGGAAGGGAAAACGCACUGCCUCUUAUGCGACUAUGGCGGCUGGUGCGAGCAAAUGUACUGAGCAAGCAACACAGUUACAACCACACACGAACACCAAACACUCCACACAAAUGCCUGCGCUUGCGCCUAUAACAAGGAAAGUAUCAGCGGAGAAGCGGAGAAGGAAUGGGGGUGCAGUCCGUGCCCGGGGAAUGGGCCACAAGGGCCAGGUCAGGGCCAGCGCAAAGGACUGUAUUGACCUCGAAAGUGUGGAGGUGUCUAGUAGAUUAGUAGGGUCGAGCAGGACCCAAACGGGGGAGACGUCUGGUGAGACGAAAUCGGGACGAUAUACGAAGAAAUCAGGAAUUAGCAGUGAGAGUGAAGUGCCGAAAGUACCGCACGGCGGCAAGAAAUUGGACACAAAUGCACCAGGACAUAUAAAAGUGCGAACCAUGCACAGGGCCGUGAAGGGCCAGAGCGAGGGCUCUCCCGUGACAAAGAGGAGGAAGAAUACAAUAGCAGGAACACUGGCUGAGCGAGAGGUCAGAGUGUGUGGUCGAAAGCAUAGGAGGCUACAGACACCAGAGAUAGGUGUGGCGAAGGAUGGUAGGCUGACGGAGGAGCCAAGUGAUAGUGGGGCGUUUAGUGACAGCUUCACGGCAUCACCCCUGUGGGGUAGUCCGAUAGGCGAUCCGUACUUUGCAAUGGAAAUGAGGUAGUCUAUAGUAUAUGGACAUGCGAGAAAAAUCCACAACGCAGACUCGGUAUAGGAGUAUAUGCACCAAAUAGGGAUCGAGGCAUAUAUAUCUCAGAAAGAUACGAGCGACACUCUGUGGUGCAAACCAGAAAUCAAUUCUUUCAGUGAACCAAGAACUUGGUUCUAACUUUUAUACCCUCACCAUGGAUAAGGAUCGGUACGCUACAGUACACUCUAUGGCAUCCGUGUAUGUAUAGGCCGUCCUCAGACCGUUGUAAGUUGCCCAAGGCAGUUCGGUACUCAAUCUCGAGCACGCAGCGCAAUAGAGCGCCAGACUAUCAGUCCGUGUCUCCCAGACUAUGCAGUGUGUCUAAGCUCCAAACCAGCUACUUCCGCUCCAACCCCGACGCUUAUGGACUACGCACACGGGCGUGUGUAGUACGGUUAAAGUAAGGCGCAGAUUGAACAUGUCGGGUAAAAUAAGAGUCCACCGGGAUUGCGAGUGUCCGUCUCAACAAGUAAUAUAAGGCGACCGAAGGUCCUUCGAAUGCAACGAAUAUAUGUGAUACAGAAAGAGAUCUGCCAGACUAUGUAGCCCUUUUUCAGCUACUGUAUCGGUAGAAUAUACAACAUUGUGCAACCUAGCGAGUGCAUAGCGUACAGACAUGCUGUACAUCUUUACACAUGAAAAUAUAUUAAAUAUAAAUACUGCCCCG